Molecule: messenger RNA, 885 nt
Organism: Ruditapes philippinarum (Manila clam)
Lineage: Eukaryota; Metazoa; Mollusca; Bivalvia; Venerida; Veneridae
Product: 3-keto-steroid reductase/17-beta-hydroxysteroid dehydrogenase 7-like
Exons: 8
Coding region: 1-825 (274 amino acids)
Biological process (GO): cholesterol biosynthetic process
Cellular component (GO): endoplasmic reticulum membrane
Molecular function (GO): 3-beta-hydroxysteroid 3-dehydrogenase (NADP+) activity
Source: RefSeq, a predicted model, not a curated record
AUGGAGAAUACAGUGUUGGAACGUUCUAUUGUGAUUUUUGUUAAUGUUGUAUUUAGUGAAGGUGUACGAAUAUUGAGUACUGGCUGGGGAGUGCUGAACCACAUCAACGAGACAACACCAGAAGGUCUUCAAGAAAUAUUUGCUACAAAUCUCUUCGGACAUUUUGUUAUGGUAAGAGAACUGGAGGAUUGUUUAGGCAAAGCUCAGGAAACACAAAUUAUAUGGACAUCAUCACAGAAUGCUAAUUCUGAUGACUUUAGCUACACAGAUGUACAACAUAGAAAUGGAAGAGAACCAUACAGUUCAUCAAAGUAUGCAACAGAUGUUGUCAGUGUGGCAUUCAAUGAUCGACUCAAUAAAAAGGGCAUAUAUUCAGUGACCACCUGUCCCGGCCUGGUUAUGUCUAAUUUGACGUUAGGUAUACUUCCUGCAUGGGUGUGGUUCCUUGUGAUGCCGUUCAUCUUCUUUAUGCGGCUAUUUGUAGGAUCCUUAACAUGUAGUGCUUACAAUGCAGCAGAAGCUCUGAUAUAUGUAACCAAGCAAAAAUGUGAAAGCUUAAAUCCACGUAUAAAAUACUGCAGUCUAUGUUCAGUGCUUGGUAGACCAUAUGUUGGUGAAGAAAAGUUGAAUAUAGAUGAAAAAGAUGCUGAUGAUUUAUACAACCAGCUGGAGACCUUGUAUCAAGGAUUCAAGUUAAUGUAUAGAAAUAGUAAGACUAUAACAACACAAGGUCAUGUGACUGAGAUGAGAAAUGGGUUCAAGGCUCGGUCAGAGGAUGAACUUGACAACGAAGCACACAAUGGGUACCAGAAUGGAAUUCAUUGAUGAAGGAUGACAUUUUUGUGUUAUACGAGUAGAAUAGCUGUAGAUACAAAGUAUUAGGUA